AAAAAAAUAAAUAAAAUCACAAUGAAAUACAAUUACACCUCAUAGACUGUGCAGGUAGUGAUUCCUGUAGUGUUGGAGUACUUUAUGGUUAUAUGUACAGAACUCCUUUUUUGGAGAGGACAUGUUUACUGACUUAAAAAAAACAUUACACACAUGUCACAUAUCUGUUUUCACAAAACAUUCAAGCACUACAGGUCAUGGAAUAGAAAAAUGAAAUUCUUAAUUCAACCCCCAGCUCUUUCCGGCCAAGUCUCCUCCCCAAAGGUAAAUGCUAAUAACAGUUUAGUAGAUAUCUAUAAUUUAUGUAUAUAUGUUAGGUUGUGUUACCUUUUUAAUUAGCAAAAAACAGUAGGGUCAUUUUAUUUUGGGAAAAAAUGUACCUGCUGACCUCUAGUGGUGCCAUUUACUAGCACACAUUUAUUUGUUUUGGAAUAAUUUUAGAUCUGAAUCAUGACUUAGGUUGGAACUGUAACAGUAAGAGAGAAAUGGAGAAUCUAAGCUAAAAUCUGUAUGGUUCCAGCCGAAGUAUCAUUUCCCUCCAAAUACACAGAUAACUGGGGAAAGGGAACAGAGGGAUCAAUAGUGAGAUAUCGGAUCAGAGAGGUACACUUUCAGUUUUACCAUUCGGGACUCACCAACCCAUUUUGUUAAUGCAACGUCCUGGGGCAGCGAAGGUUACAUCAGGUCGCUUUCUGACAGCUUUAGGGUUGGUGAGUGCGUGAUAAUUGAAAAUCCCCUGAUUCAAAGAAAGGAAUUAGAAAGAGAAGAAAAAUUCAGCCCUGCCACUCCUGGCAACUGUAAACUAUUGCUCAGUGAGAAUCACUCCAUGGUAAAAGUUUGUUCCGGUUACCAAGUGGACAACAAGCUCCUUGCUUUGAUAUACUUACCUGUUAAAGAGUCUCGUGAUUUUUAUUCAUUGGGUGACAUUGUUGCAAACGGAUGCAGUCUGGAUGGGAGGAUUAUUAAUGUGCUUGCGGCAGUGAGGUCGGUUGGAGAGCCAAAAUACUUUACAACUUCAGACCGGAGAAAAGGCCAGAGGUGUGAGGUGAAGCUCUAUGAUGAGACAGAGUCUUCUUUUGCAAUGAUAUGUUGGGAUAAUGAAUCUAUCCUGGUUGCACAGAGCUGGGUGCCACGAGACACAGUAAUAUUUGCCUCAGACGUAAGAAUAAGUUUUGACAAAUUUCGGAACUGCAUGACAGCAACUGUAAUCUCAAAAACCAUUAUUACGACCAAUCCAGAUACCCCAGAAGCUAACAUCCUAUUGAAUUUUAUAAGAGAAAAUAAAGAAACAAAUCCUCUGGAUGAUGAGAUCGACAGUUAUUUGAAAGAAUCUAUAAAUUUAAAUACAAUAGUUGAUGUCUAUACAGUUGAGCAAUUAAAGGUAAAAGCUUCAAAGAACGAAGGGAAGGCUGACCCUUUCUACGGCAUUCUUUAUGCUUUCAUUUCUACACUGAACAUUGAUGAUGACAGCACAACAGUAGUUCGACACCGAUGCUCCGGCUGUGGUUACGUUGUAAAGGAAGCAUCCAGCACUUGUACUGCUUGCAACAAAGAUUCUUUUGAAUUUAAAUCUGUUUUUCUCAGCUUCCACUUGCUAAUUGACCUCACUGACCACACAGGUACCCUCCAUGCCUGCAGUCUUACAGGAAGUGUUGCUGAGGAGACUUUAGGCUGCACGGGCAGCGCCGACUGCAUCUUUACACAGACGGGAUGCCUUUGGAUUUCCCUGAAUAGGACUGCUAUUUGCAUCAUUAUCUGUUUUCUACAACAUGCUGUUGAAAAUAGCUCAGGCAUGGCCAGGAAAGGGGCCGAGCCCUACAGAAUGAGGCCACCCAGACCAUGGGAGGAGCGCUCCAGUGAAAGACGCCCACUUAUCCUCAUUGCCCACCUCGGCCUUUCACAGUGCUUCCUGACGUUAGUCUGUUCUCCUGUUAGUCUUUGGAAUUAGCAUGGCCAGCUGACAUGCCCUUGCACUCUAUGUUAAAUAAAAAGUGGUGAAAGUGCUUUGUUAAAUGUCAAAAAUAGGAUGUCAUUAUUAACAAACUGCAUCAUCACAUCCUCAGAGCCUAACAGACUUGGGUUACUACCACAGGUUAACGCCUGUCACAGCUGCUAGUUUGAACACAUUUUAUUUUUGCAUAUUAUUUCUUUAUUUGUUUAUUUAAGUCAUCUCUACAACCAACGUGGGACUUGAACUCAUGACCGGGAGAUUGAGAGUGGCAUGCUCUUCCAAUGGAGCCAGGCCAGCGC
Molecule: messenger RNA, 2250 nt
Organism: Zalophus californianus (California sea lion)
Lineage: Eukaryota; Metazoa; Chordata; Mammalia; Carnivora; Otariidae
Gene: MEIOB
Product: meiosis specific with OB-fold
Exons: 11
Coding region: 827-1948 (373 amino acids)
Biological process (GO): resolution of meiotic recombination intermediates
Molecular function (GO): single-stranded DNA 3'-5' DNA exonuclease activity; single-stranded DNA binding
Source: RefSeq, a predicted model, not a curated record